UCAUCAUCAUCGUUAUUCUAUAAAGCUGUGGUGAACAUGGCGGCUUGUAUCAAUUGUCUAAUUUUACGACUGAUGUGACUUACUACGGUACUACCUAUGAUACUACUUGAUAGGUGUUCUGUGCUACUAGUUCUACAGUCAGUUAUAAUUCUCAGCCACUCUUUGUGGAGCUUUCUGUGCACGUUAACAAGUGCGUCGUUGACGGCGUAAUCAUGUCGGACGCCUGGAAGGAUAUGCAAGAGUUCAAAUCGCGGCAGUCGAGCCUGCGUGAACGUCUUCAGCGUCGCAAGAAAGAGCGCCAAGAGAUAGUACAGGCCAUCUCAACGGAGCCUGUCACAAGUACCGGCGAAGACAGUAGCGGAGCGCUGAGCUCUGCAAUAAACCAAUCCGUGGGAUCUCCACAACCAGGCCACCAGGCGACCGGUGCCCAGUGCCCUAGCACAGACUCUCCGGCCCCCGCUGAUGUAGACGAGGUGGAGCGCCGCUUGUUGCGCUGUCUUCUUGAUGUUGCACUGGACUUGCCAGCAGACUCGCGCCGACUGCAGGCCAUUGUGAGCCGGUCACUAGGCCGGGAUAUUGACCACAGUUCUCUUGAGGACUUGUUGCACAAGUUGGCUGCACAAGAACUUAUCGCACUUGGUGAGGACGUCACGGCUGAAGGGACCCCCUUCCUCCAAGUCACCUCAGCUGAGCACACCCGUCUACAAGCCUUUGUUGAUGCACAGGGGGAUGGCGACGAGAUGCGGGGGAAGCGAGGACAGAAGCGUUCUGCGCCUGACCCGAUUGAGUCGCUGCUUUCACUUCCAUCCGCGCGGGAGAAAGAGACCAAGCAGUUGGGCGAGGAAAUCCUAGAGCUCUUGAGCAAACCAACUGCCAAGGAGCGUUCUCUCGUUGAACGUUUCCGCUCGCAAGGUGGCGCACAGGUGCAAGAGUUUUGCCCACAUGGCACCAAGCAGGAGUGCAGCCGCAGCUCCAGUACUGGGACAGCUUGUAACAAGCUACACUUCAACAAGAUCAUCCAGAAGCACACAGACGAGUCCCUGGGCGACUGUUCCUUCCUCAACACGUGCUUUCACAUGGACAGCUGUAAAUAUGUGCACUACGAGGUGGACAGCAGUUCGGUGCCAAUGAGCCGACCUCCAGCGCUUUCGGGCGGUUCUUCUCCCCCAGCACUACUGCGGGGCACGGGGCCGACUGUGCUGCAUCCUCCUCAGUGGAUUCAGUGUGACCUGCGCUACUUUGACAUGAGCAUUCUGGGCAAGUUCUCUGUGGUGAUGGCAGACCCACCCUGGGACAUCCACAUGGAGCUCCCCUAUGGCACCAUGUCCGAUGAUGAGAUGCGGAAGCUCAAUGUUCCCAGCCUGACAGACGACGGCCUCAUCUUCCUGUGGGUAACAGGGAGAGCCAUGGAGCUGGGCCGGGAUUGCUUGAAGCUCUGGGGCUACGAGCGCUGUGACGAGCUCAUCUGGGUGAAGACCAACCAGCUGCAGCGCAUCAUCCGCACAGGCCGCACAGGCCACUGGCUCAAUCACGGCAAGGAGCACUGUCUGGUGGGAGUGAAGGGGAACCCCAAGGAAAUCAACCGGGGCCUUGACUGUGAUGUGAUAGUUGCGGAAGUUCGUGCAACAAGUCACAAGCCUGAUGAAAUCUACGGCAUCAUUGAGCGCUUGUCUCCAGGCACACGCAAGAUUGAGCUCUUUGGACGACCACACAAUGUCCAGCCCAACUGGAUCACUCUGGGCAACCAAGUGGAAGGAGUCCGGCUAACGGAUCCUGUGCUUAUCAACGAGUUCCGCAAGCAUUAUCCAGAUGGGGACUGCUUGAAGACACAUGGACCUGUUAACAUGGGUAUGGAUAUGUGGCCACCGGAUCCCCAGAUGAACCGGCCGAUGAUGAAUCCUAUGGUUGUGUACGGGGACCCGAUGGGUAUGCCCGACCCUGGCCUUAUGUAUGAAGGUCUUCCCCCUGUACCGUAUCACCACUAUCCUCCACCGCCAAUUGUGACACCCAUACCACGCCAAUAAAAGCUUUCUCUGGUA
Molecule: messenger RNA, 2039 nt
Organism: Dermacentor silvarum
Lineage: Eukaryota; Metazoa; Arthropoda; Arachnida; Ixodida; Ixodidae
Product: N6-adenosine-methyltransferase catalytic subunit
Exons: 9
Coding region: 213-2024 (603 amino acids)
Cellular component (GO): RNA N6-methyladenosine methyltransferase complex; nucleus
Molecular function (GO): mRNA m(6)A methyltransferase activity; mRNA (2'-O-methyladenosine-N6-)-methyltransferase activity
Source: RefSeq, a predicted model, not a curated record